AUGAAAGGCAUUGGAGGUAAAGGUGUUGGUGGAAAUGCUAUUACUCACCUUCAUGUGUGUGGGAAUAUUAAGGUCACUAACCCUUCUAUGUGUCGUUCAGGUCCUCCUUUGACAGCCAUAGAUAGGUUCUUAUGGGGCCAACAAAGCCAUUCCCCUCAGAAGCAAAAGCCACAGAACAUUGCAAGCAAUGGCCAUGCAAGUGUUUUUGAUGGUUUUGCUUGUUCAGGUGGCUCAACCAACAAGUGUCUCUGGCCUAACAUUUCUCAAGAAGCCAACUUUAUUGACCAGAUUUUAGCAAAUGAAGUGGCUCUGAAUUGGACACAACACAUCCCCACAUUGUGUGUGAAAGAAGAUGUGCAAGUUUUAGGAAAGAAUGCCAAAGUGGCUGCACGUAGGCCUAAGAAAGGGUCCUCUGUGCCUUUGAUUAAGGGACAAUGGGCUGUUGAAGAAGACAGGAAACUGUUAAAGUUGAUAAAGCAACAUGGUGUAAGAAAAUGGUCUCAAAUAGCUGAGAAGUUGGAAGGAAGGGCUGGCAAGCAGUGUCGAGAGAGAUGGCAUAAUCAUUUGCGGCCUGAUAUUAAGAAAGAUAGUUGGAGUGAAGAAGAAGAGAGAAUAUUGGUAGAAACUCAUUCCAAAAUUGGAAACCGUUGGGCAGAGAUUGCAAAGCGCAUUCCAGGAAGAACAGAAAAUGCAAUAAAGAACCAUUGGAAUGCAACAAAAAGGAGGCAAAAUUCAAAGAGAAAGAACAAAAGGCCAGCAACCUCAAAUGGAAAGCCACAAUCCUCUAUACUCCAAGACUACAUAAAAAGCUUGACUCUCACCAACACAACACCUACCACUCCUUUUGAGGACCCUAUUGCAGCCCAACAACAUCUUGUUUCCCCUCAACUCUCUGAUUCUGUUACCAAUGACAAUUCCUCAUCACCACUAAUAGCUGAAUCAUAUGAUGAUGAGUUGCUUUUCAUGCAACAACUUUUCAAGGACAAUUUCAUUGUUGAAUCUAUUAAUAUUAAGCACUCAAAGAACAAUAACUCUUCAACCUCCUUGGCUUGUUAUAACCAAAGUAAUGGUGAUCAGCUUCUCACUGAUGUCAAUGAAUGUGGAUUUAUUCAUUCCAACCCAAACACGAACUCACAUAACAUGUUUUUUGAUGAGAAUCUCAUUAUCCCUAGAAAGACUCAUCCUACCCCUACCAACUACCUUGAUUCUGAUGCCUAUCUCUCUCACUUGCUGAAUGGAACUGCAGCUUCAUCACUUUGCUAUAAUUAUGGGAUUGAAAACCAUAAUAUGGACUUGGAUGUUGGAGAACAAGGUUGUUUAGAGGGAAAGAGAGAGAUCGAUUUGAUAGAGUUGGUUUGUUCAGCUCAGCUUCUCCAUUAG
This is a messenger RNA of Abrus precatorius (Indian licorice), 1380 nucleotides long. RefSeq names its product transcription factor MYB119-like. Gene Ontology annotation, cellular component: nucleus. The coding region runs from base 1 to 1380 and encodes 459 amino acids. Gene Ontology annotation, molecular function: DNA-binding transcription factor activity, RNA polymerase II-specific; RNA polymerase II cis-regulatory region sequence-specific DNA binding. Lineage: Eukaryota; Viridiplantae; Streptophyta; Magnoliopsida; Fabales; Fabaceae. The record is from RefSeq and is a predicted model, not a curated record. The transcript has 3 exons. Gene Ontology annotation, biological process: regulation of DNA-templated transcription.